AGGCCGAGGCCGAGGCGGCGGCCGCGAAGAAGAAGCGGGACGGCGCCAUCGCGGGCGGGGUCGUGGGCGGCGUCGCCUUCGCCGGCCUGCUCGGCGGGCUGCUCGGGGGCCUCCUGACCACGACCCAGGCGCCGAACGGCAGCCGCCCGGGAGCCAACGGGACCAGCCCGGGCGGCCCGACGCCUGCGGGGGGCACCACGGUCACGACCACCGCGGCCGCGACCACGCCCGCCCCGGAGGGCCCGGGCGCGGAGUCGGAGACCACGGUGCGGGCGCCUGGCGUGGUGGGCACGAUGAUGGAGGCGGCCUCCGUCGGGGCGACCUCCAUCCAGUUAGUCAAGCGACACAUCGCGAUGGGUACCCCGUUCCGCUGUUUUAUACUGCAGUACUCAGAGUUGUUCGAAGCGAAGUAG
This is a messenger RNA of Prorocentrum cordatum, 413 nucleotides long. NCBI's taxonomy places the organism in Eukaryota, Dinophyceae, Prorocentrales, Prorocentraceae. The record is from the annotation of a GenBank genome assembly.